Molecule: messenger RNA, 1555 nt
Organism: Micromonas pusilla CCMP1545
Lineage: Eukaryota; Viridiplantae; Chlorophyta; Mamiellophyceae; Mamiellales; Mamiellaceae
Exons: 2
Coding region: 29-1555 (508 amino acids)
Cellular component (GO): endoplasmic reticulum
Molecular function (GO): protein binding
Source: RefSeq, a predicted model, not a curated record
AUCAGUCUCGCCUCGACAGACACACACGAUGGAGCCCCGCGCGUCGCCGUUCUACGACGGCGACGUCGCCGGCGCGAUCGCGCUCGCGAGAGCGCACAACGUCCCCCUCCUCGUCGCGCUUCACGGCGGCGACGACGCGAGCGCGAGGCUGGACGAGACGUGGACGUCGGAGACGUCCGAGGUUUCGCGCGAGAUUCGCGGCGAGACGCGCGCGGCGGGCGAAGACGGCGACGGCGACGGCGACCGCGAGGGGGUCCCUCCGCGCGCGCGAUGGGUCGCGCUCCGCCUCGACGCGAACACGACGGACUACGCCAACUUCGUGAAACUGUUCCCGACGUCGUCGCUGCCCGCGGUCGUCGUGAUCGACCCGAGCGCGGGGUCGACGCUCGCGCGUCUCGAGGGCGAGGCCGCGACGAGCGACGCGCCGGACGAUCUGCUCGCGGCGUUGACGGCGUGUCGCGAAGCGCACGAGCGGCGGCGCUCGACCGCGGCGCUCGCGACCGCGCUCGCCGCCACCGCGGCGGCGACUCCGGCUCCGCCUUCGCCUCCGGCGGUCGCGGAGGUCGCGGAGGUCGCGGAGGUCGCCGCGGCGCCGCCGCCGGCGCCUCCUCCUCCGCCUCCGCCGCCGCCGGUCGCGCCGCCGCCGCCGCCGCCGCCGCCGCCCGUGGGCAAGUCCAAGCGCGAGUUGCGCGAGACGCCCCCGCCAAAACGCGCGCCGUCGCCGCCGCCGCUGCCGCGACGGCCGAUCGACGUCAGGUGCCAAGUCAAACUCCCGAACGGCGCGACGAUCACCACGCCGGACCUCCCUCCCUCGGACGUCACGACGAUCCGCGACGUGCGAAGAGCGAUCGAGCCCGACGCCGCGAGCGCGGGGGUGACCGCGUUUGAGCUUUGGACGACGUGGCCGCGCGCGCGCGUGGACGAACGCGGCGGCGCCGACGCGAGGACGCUGGACGCCGCGGGGUUAGGACCUCGGCCGUCGCUGAUGGUCGUCGGCGUGGACGACGCGAGGAGGAGGCGGCAGCGCGGCGAGGCCGCGCUGAGGCCGAGGCCGGCGGUUUCGGCGGGGGGUGGGGGUGGGGUGGGGAGGAGGGCGAACGCGGCGGCGGCGGGCGGCCCGCUCGCGAUCGCGCUCGAGAUUUUACGGCGGAUCUGGGCGACGGUGUCGAUGUUCUUGGGGUUGAACGAGGCGCCGCCGCUCCGUGGCGGGGAGCGCGCGGAGAGAGGAGAUGACGCGGCGCGCGGCGGCGGCGGCGGCGAGCGACGCUGGUCGAGGAGCGAAGCCGUCGCGGCGUCGAACGCGGCGCGCGCGUUCGCGUUCGGCGACGGCGGCGCGUCGUCGCCGCCGCCCUCGGCGUCCGCGCCGCGCCGCGCGCCCGGCGGGGGCGCGGCCGGGGGCAACGUCCACACCCUCGGGUCUAGCCGCGAGCGCGACGAGCGACGACGCGACGGCGACGACGGACGGAACGCGUUUUGGAACGGGAACUCCACCGUCUGGGGCGGCGACGAGAGCCGCGGAGGAGGGAGCGACGACGGCGACGACGCGAGAGGCUGA